This is a messenger RNA of Acyrthosiphon pisum (pea aphid), 1415 nucleotides long. RefSeq names its product Guanine nucleotide-binding protein subunit alpha cta (gene cta). Gene Ontology annotation, molecular function: D5 dopamine receptor binding; G-protein beta/gamma-subunit complex binding; GTPase activity. The coding region runs from base 220 to 1326 and encodes 368 amino acids. The record is from RefSeq and is a predicted model, not a curated record. Lineage: Eukaryota; Metazoa; Arthropoda; Insecta; Hemiptera; Aphididae. Gene Ontology annotation, cellular component: brush border membrane; cytoplasm; heterotrimeric G-protein complex. Gene Ontology annotation, biological process: adenylate cyclase-modulating G protein-coupled receptor signaling pathway; Rho protein signal transduction. The transcript has 6 exons.
GAAAUCAUGAUACAAGCCCCAAAAAGUAGAGUAUUUAAUAUUUAUAUUAGUAAUUUGGAAGUUGACGUUAUUACAUGUUAUUGCCAAGCAGAGUAUAAUAUUCAAAUUAAUUAUCUAAAUGAUUAAAUAUGAGGCAUGCUUUUUUUCUGGACUGUAAAUCAAAGGAACUUCUAACCUUUGUUGAUUUGUUUCAUGGAAAAAGAUGAUAGGACCUGAAAAAUGGCAAGAUGUACAAUUACGUGUCCGUGUUGUCUGCGAUUCAAGUUCAGCGCUGAAGAAGUGGAACAACGGUAUAGAAGUAAAGAGAUUGAUAAACUUAUAGACAAAGAUAAACACCUGUUGCGUCGACAAGUAAAGUUACUAUUGUUGGGAGCCGGUGAGAGCGGUAAAUCAACAUUCCUCAAGCAAAUGCGCAUUAUUCACGGGAUACAUUUUGAACCUGAACUUGUCAUUGAAUACCAGCACAUAAUCUAUCAAAAUAUAUUAAGAGGUAUGAAAGUAUUGGCAGAUGCUAGGCAAAAGUUAGGUAUACCAUGGGAAAACCCUGAUAAUAAUAAAAAUGGUGAAUUUAUUUUGAGUUUCGACAAUCGUACCACUUUGGAUACACGAUUAUUCCAGUCAUAUGCUCCAUCAAUGUACUGCUUGUGGAAAGAUGCUGCUAUUAAAAGAGCAUUUGAACGGAGGAGAGAAUUUCAACUUAGUGAUUCAGUACAAUAUUUUCUAGAUAAUAUUGAAAAUAUUGCUAGAAGUGACUAUUUACCAACAAAUAAAGAUAUUUUACAUGCUAGACGAGCUACUAAAGGCAUUUAUGAAUUUACAAUUCCAAUAAACAAUAUUCCAUUUCGAUUUGUUGAUGUUGGUGGACAAAGAUCCCAACGACAGAAAUGGUUUCAAUGUUUUGAUUCUGUAACAUCGAUAUUAUUUCUAGUAUCCUCUUCCGAAUUUGAUCAAGUUCUUGUAGAAGACAGAAAAACAAAUAGAUUAGAAGAAUCAAAAGACAUAUUCGAUUCUAUUGUAAAUAAUGUAAUAUUCCGACGAGUUUCCAUAAUUCUUUUUAUGAACAAAACUGACUUAUUGGCUGACAAAUUAGAAAGAAGAGAAACAAAUAUCAAGCAUUAUUUUCCAAAUUUUGCAGGAGAUCCUCAUAGUUUGCCUGAUGUACAAAUAUUUUUAUUGGAUUUCUUUCGUCAAGCGAAACGCGAUCCAAGAAAAUCACUGUUUCAUCAUUUCACAACUGCUGUGGACACAGAAAACAUUAAAGUUGUAUUUAAUGCUGUUAAAGAUACAAUUUUACAUAGAAAUUUGGAAUCUUUAAUGCUUCAGUAACUUUUUGAAUUUACGCAUGUAUUUGUUAAAUGUUUAUUUGGUUAUGUUCUUUGUAAACGAAACUAUGAAUUUUUUUUUUUGUAACGUUA